Python bivittatus (Burmese python) is the source of this 921-nucleotide messenger RNA. Its product is annotated as olfactory receptor 1G1-like. Gene Ontology annotation, biological process: G protein-coupled receptor signaling pathway. Gene Ontology annotation, molecular function: G protein-coupled receptor activity; olfactory receptor activity. Gene Ontology annotation, cellular component: membrane. Lineage: Eukaryota; Metazoa; Chordata; Lepidosauria; Squamata; Pythonidae. The record is from RefSeq and is a predicted model, not a curated record.
AUGGGAAAUCAAACUGCAAUCACAGAAUUUGCACUAUUGGGACUUUCAAAUGAUCGACAGAUACAGAAGUUUCUAUUUUUUAUUUUUCUGAUUAUCUACACUACAACAUUACUAGGAAACUCUUUAAUCAUAAUGGUAAUCAGGACUCAGCCUGGUUUUCACAACCCCAUGUUCUUCUUCCUUAGUCACCUGGCUUUUACUGACAUUUGCUACUCCUCAGUCACUGUUCCAAAGAUGCUGGAGAAUUUCACAGCCAGGCAAAAAACCAUUUCCAGGUUGGGAUGCAUUACACAAAUAUUUUUCUUUACCGUUUUUUGCUGUGUUGAUAUUUUCUUGCUUCUAGCAAUGGCAUAUGAUCGAUAUGUUGCCAUAUGCGAUCCACUACAUUAUUCAACAGUUAUGAAAAAGCAAAUGUGCAAAUUGUUGGUGAGAGGAGCCUGGCUGAUGGCUCUCUUGGAUGCUUCACUCAAUACCUUUCCUUUGACUGAUUUGACCUUCUGUAGAAAGAGUUCAAUUAACCACUAUACCUGUGAACAACCUGAACUUUUGAGUUUGUCUUGCAGUGACUCCUUCCCCAGUUAUACAGUAAGACUUGUUUCUACUUUCUGCUUUGGUUUCAUUCCCUUCCUUUCCAUGAUUAUAUCUUAUAUUUAUAUUAUUUCAUCUAUCUUGAAGAUUCGUUCCGCAAAAGGCAGGAGCAAAGCUUUCUCCACCUGCAGUUCCCAUCUCAUUGUGUCUUCCAUGUUUUUUCUUUCAGCUUUUUUCCGAUAUUUGAAGCCAAGUUCAUCUCUUACAGAACUGGACACAGUGAUCUCUAUCCAGUACAAUAUUUUGACUCCAAUGUUAAAUCCAAUCAUAUAUAGCCUAAAAAACCAAGAAAUAAAAUCAAUCAUAUGGAAAAGUUUUGGAAAAUGCAGAUAA